AUGAGCGAAUCACUAAAGGUGCCGGAACCAAAAGUAGCGGCAAACGUCAACAACGACCAAGAUACCCCUUAUCACCCACCAAAAUCACCAUGUCCAAUAUCAGAUACUCGAGAUCAGUACGGUUUCCGGAAGCAAACGCAGCAUAUAUCCCAAGCACAGUUUGAUGCUUGGAACGUGGACUACAUGAAGCGCAUUGCGCAGAGAAAGAAGAAGUGGGAUGCAUUGCUGGCAGAAUCAGGAUUGGGAAAUCCAGGGAACGGUCAAGCACCAACGAAGUUUCCACCGAAGACCGAUAAGGUUAAGCGGUAUAUACGGAAGGGCGUGCCGCCGGAGUAUCGGGGUGCCUGCUGGUUCCACUACUCUGGAGCUGCUGCACGGAUGAAGAAGAACCCAGGGUUAUAUCGGAGAAUGUGGCAGGAGUCAAAACUGAAGAAGAGUAAUGAUGCCGAGAUCAUCGAACGCGACCUUCACCGAACAUUUCCGGACAACAUCUACUUCAAGCCUGAGAGCUUGGCGGAUGGACCUGGACAUAAACGAAUGCCCUCCAAAGCCCCAGAAACACCAAUCAUCAAGGCUCUUCGUCGGGUUUUGUCCGCCUUUGCAAAUUACGUGCCACGGAUCGGAUACUGCCAGAGUCUCAAUUUCAUUGCCGGGUUGUUCUUGCUGUUCAUGGAUGAGGAGAAGGCAUUUUGGAUGUUGGUCGUGACGUGUACAGAGCUGCUACCUGGCAUGCACGACGUGAACCUCGAAGGAUCAAACGUGGAUCAGGCAGUCCUGAUGUUGAGCAUCAAGGAGGACUUACCCGCAAUAUGGACAAAGAUCGGAGGCGGGCUUGACGGAGCUGAGGCGAGCGACAUCGUGACGAAGCUACCACCAAUCACACUGGUUACUGCUGCGUGGUUCAUGAGUGCAUUCAUCGGUGUACUACCAAUCGAAUCCGUUCUUAGAGUCUGGGAUUGCCUCUUCUACGAAGGCUCCAAGAUCCUCUUCCGGAUCGGCCUCACAGUCCUAAAAACAGGCGAAGCCGAGAUUCUAGCAGUCGCAGACCCAAUGGAGAUAUUCCAGGUCGUGCAGACAUUGCCGAAGAGGAUGAUUGACGCAGGUGCGGUGAUGGAGGCGUGCUUUAAGCGAAGGAAUGGGUUUGGACAUCUGAGUCAGCGAGAUGUGGAUCAGACGAGGGUGAUGGUACGGUCGAAGAGGCAGGCAGCGGCAGUGACGAAUAAGCCAGCUGCUUCGGAUGAUACUACGGUCGGUGCUGGUUACGGCGACCUCAUGCCCAUCAGGCCAAGGGGAUCACGAGCAGGGAGUUCUUUGAGGAAUGUUAGGAAUAGGCUGGUCCAGAGGGUUGCAGAGCUUGGGUGA
Molecule: messenger RNA, 1362 nt
Organism: Saitoella complicata NRRL Y-17804
Lineage: Eukaryota; Fungi; Ascomycota; Saitoellomycetes; Saitoellales; Saitoellaceae
Product: RabGAP/TBC
Exons: 1
Coding region: 1-1362 (453 amino acids)
Source: RefSeq, a predicted model, not a curated record